This is a messenger RNA of Austrofundulus limnaeus, 1947 nucleotides long. It is a transcript of the gene igfbp7, whose product is annotated as insulin-like growth factor binding protein 7. Gene Ontology annotation, biological process: regulation of signal transduction; regulation of cell growth. The record is from RefSeq and is a predicted model, not a curated record. Gene Ontology annotation, cellular component: extracellular region. Bases 897 to 1688 code for a protein of 263 amino acids. Lineage: Eukaryota; Metazoa; Chordata; Actinopteri; Cyprinodontiformes; Rivulidae. The transcript is spliced from 5 exons. Gene Ontology annotation, molecular function: insulin-like growth factor binding.
GUAGACUGCAUCUGGUUCUGCAGCRGAACUGGUUUUGGACCUGAAGUUUUUUGUUCUGUUUAAAUGUUUUAAAUCAGUUCAAACAUCAAAGUUCUGUUUGAUCCUCUUGGGUUCUGGUGGGUUGGUUUCAGAACCAGCAGUGAUGUUCUGACCCAGACACGGAGUUCUGUUGGAACAAGGAAUGUGACCUCUGUUCUAUAAAAAAUCCCUGAAACAAAAACAGGAAGGAGAACACGUGAUCUCCAUCGGGAAAGUUUCCUGUUUUUUCCACAGACUGGAAGUCUGGACCGGUCCGGGACCUGAAACUGGAUCAGUUGGAGAACUUUAUCAGAACAAUCGGCUGGUUUGAGUUUUUUUGAUCCAUCAGUUUCGUUUUAAAAUCAUGUUUAUUUUAUUCAAAUAAACAUAAUAAAUACAAUGAAGUUCUCAUGCUUUUAUUUUCUUAAGCACGACUUCCUGCUGCAGUGAGCCAAAGGUUCUGAAAAUAAUGAAGUUGUUAAAAUUAAAUUUAUUUUCUCAUUAAAUCUUCAAAGUUUAGAUGUUUUUCAGCAGCCAGACUUAACGGUCCGAUCCAGACUUUCUGAAGUUCUUUCUGAGGCUUUUAUUUUGAAAAAACAUUUUCAGGAGAUCUUUUUUUUUUUUAAACCUGAGGAAUUCUGGAUCCUUUGAGUCAAAACUUAGAUAUAAAAAACUAAAUUAAAUUCAGAACCGUUUAACUGGACCGGGAAGAAACCUCAGAACCUGAGUUUAUGGACAGUUUCCAGUGAAUCCGAACCCUGAACAGAGCUGGUUCUGAUCUGGGACCAGUUCUCUCUGCGAGGCGGAGUCAGCUGGGUCUCAUCAGCCCCUCAGGCGGACUCAGACCCCAGUCCAGUUCUGACCCAGUUCAGACCGCCAUGGAGUCCAGCGGCACCGUUCUGUUCCUGGUUCCGAUCCUCCUGUCGAGCCUCCCGGUGCUGUCAGCGGGUCCGGGCUGCGGUCCGUGCGACCCGGGUCGGUGCGCUCCGCUCCCGGUCCGGGGCUGUCCCGCCGGGUCGCUGCGGGACGCGUGCGGCUGCUGCCCGGUCUGCGCGGCCGCGGACGGGGAACUGUGCGGGGGUCGCAGCGCGGGAGCGCGCCGCUGCGGGUCCGGACUGGAGUGCGUGAGGAGCAACAAGAAGAGCAGGAUGGGCGUGUGCGCGUGCAAGAGCAACUACCAGGUCUGCGGGACKGACGGAACCACCUACCUGAGCGGCUGCGCGCUGAAGACCGCCAGCCUGGCAGCCCAGACCGAGGGCAAAGAACCCAUCAUGGUCCAGAACAAAGGGCGCUGCUCCACAGCUCCUGUCAUCGUCACUCCUCCAGGUGAGGUGUUUAAUGUCAGUGGCUCCCAGGUGUACCUGAGCUGUGAGGCAGUGGGCGUGCCCACACCUGUCCUCACCUGGAAGAAGGUUCUUGGAGGGACCAGGAAGACGAAGCUGCUUCCAGGAGACCGGGACAAUCUGGCGAUCCAGACCAGAGGAGGACCAGAGAAACAUGAAGUGACCGGCUGGGUUCUGAUUUCCCCUCUGACCCAAGAAGAAGAAGGGUCAUACGAGUGUCACGCCACCAACGCCAUCGGUGAAGCUUCAGCUGUCGGGGCCAUUCACCUGGUGGAGUCGGUCGAUGACAUCAUCAUAAAGACAGUGAUGGAGGAGGCGGAGCCAUGAUGGAAUAAACGUCACAGAGCUGAAGAGCUGUGAAACGCUGAAGACUAAACUUUUAUUUCGCUUUUUUAAAAUUUAGACCUUUACAAGUUCUUAAAUUUUACCCAUUAAUCCAACACUUAUUUUGUACGUUUUAAAUCAACAGUAGAAACAAGUGAAAGUGUUUCGGACAUCUCAUUAUAGAUUUUCUCUCUGCUUCACGUUUCUUUGGAUCUGCUUUCAGAUUUCAAAAUAAUGGUUCAAAUAAAAGAGUAAAAGCCCA